CUACGGUCUACCACGUACUUCCAGUUUCGUCCAAUCAGAUGAUAACACAAUAAUCCGCGAGCGAAGACGGACACGCUUCCUGUAAAGGUCUACCAGAAACACAAGCCGUUGCAGGUGGAGGAAGUGUUGUGGCCUCGCUGUGAACACGCGGAACACCGUCGCAUAAUGUCCUCGUCGCCUUUACUGCUUCUCAGCCUGUGUGUGGCCCUGGGGGCCGCGGUGGAGAUCCAACGUCCGAGAGGUGUUCCGCUGUCCAAACGGCAGUUCUACCAGGAGAACAAGCCUUUCACCUGCCUGGACGGAUCCCGCACCCUGCCCUUCGACCGCGUCAACGAUGACUACUGCGACUGUGCCGACGGCUCCGAUGAGCCGGGGACGGCUGCCUGCCCCAAUGGCAGCUUCCACUGCACUAAUGCUGGCUUUAGACCCAACUUCAUCCCCUCCUCUCGCAUCAACGAUGGCGUCUGUGACUGCUGUGACACCACUGAUGAGUAUAACAGUGGAGCUGUGUGCCAGAAUACCUGCAGGGAAAUGGGACGCAGAGAGAGGGAGACUCUACAGAAGAUGGCAGAGAUCACGAAGGAGGGCUUCCUCCUGAAACAGCAACUUAUUGAUGAGGCCAAGAAAGGCCAGCAGGAGAAGCAGAGUAAAGUGACAGAGCUGCAGGAGAGUAAGAAAACACUGGAAGAGAAGGUGGAAGCUCUGAGGACGGUGAAGGAGACCGCAGAGCAGCCAGAGAAAGAGGCUAAAGAGCGCCACCUGAAGGCCUGGGAAGAACAAAAAGCUGUCCUAAGUCUCGAGAAGGACAAGGCCAGAAUGGCUGAAGCUUUUCUGGAACUGGACGACAAUGCAGAUGGCUUUGUGUCUGUUGAGGAGUUACAGACUCAUCCUGAGCUGGACACAGACGGUGAUGGUACUCUGAGUGAAACUGAGACCCAGGGGUUGCUGGGAGGAGCUGACAAAGUGGACACGACAGGUUUCCAGACUGCAUGGAGCAGCUUGAAGGAUAAAUACCGCUCAGAAUCGCAGCCGGAGGCUCCGGCCCCAGUAGAGGAGACCCCUCACGAGGAGCCUCAGGACACCGGGUCUGACAGCGACAUUGACAGAUACCCUGAGGGAGACCUCCCAGAUGAAGAAGAUGACGACGACGACGACGACGACGAUGAGGAGGAUGACCACGAUGAUGAUGACGACAAGGCCGUGCCUCCUGUUCGGACAGAGGAAAAGGGAGCAGAAGAGGAAGGAGCCAUGCCGCCUUAUGAUGAAGAGACCCAGGUUCUCAUUUCAACUGCUCAGAAAGCUCGAGAUGAGUUUGAAGAGUCUGAGCGAUCUCUCCGUGAAAUGGAGGACCAGAUCAAGUCCCUGGAGAAGGAGAUCUCCUUUGACUUUGGGCCCAGUGCAGAGUUUGCUUAUCUCUACAACCAGUGCUACGAACUCACCACCAGCGAGUAUAUUUACAGGCUCUGUCCUUUCAACCGUGUCUCUCAGAAGCCCAAGUUUGGUGGUUCGGAGACUAACCUGGGAUCCUGGGGCUCAUGGGCAGGGCCUGAGGACAAUAAAUAUUUGGUUAUGAAAUAUGAACAUGGAAUGGGGUGCUGGCAGGGGCCCAACAGGUCCACCACGGUGAAACUCACCUGCGGUAAAGAAAGUAUUGUGGUCUCCACCUCUGAGCCCAGUCGCUGCGAGUACAUGAUGGAGUUCACCACACCUGCCGUCUGUCAGGAACCCCCCAGCCUGGACUCGCCGCCCCACGACGAGUUCUAGAGCCUCUCUAUAGCUCACUGCACUGGGACCACCCCCAGGGACCACCCCCCCUGGACCCCCACCCCACCUGCCCUUCAGUCCGCACCGGGCACAGUCCAAUGUCCCAACCAUCGUUACUGACGUCUGCACUGCAAGGGGCUCUCGCACAUUCCUCCCCCUGGAAACGGGGUGCUUUUCCUGUCAUCCACUCAUGUUGGCUCCCCUCCUAAAUAAAGUUUGGUGUUUUUCACCCUG
Molecule: messenger RNA, 1998 nt
Organism: Conger conger (European conger)
Lineage: Eukaryota; Metazoa; Chordata; Actinopteri; Anguilliformes; Congridae
Gene: prkcsh
Product: protein kinase C substrate 80K-H
Exons: 18
Coding region: 166-1764 (532 amino acids)
Biological process (GO): liver development; N-glycan processing
Cellular component (GO): glucosidase II complex
Molecular function (GO): calcium ion binding
Source: RefSeq, a predicted model, not a curated record